GAGAGCCCCGAGCCUGUAAUUAGGGGGGCCGGGCUCCGAGACACUCAAAACACUUCCACGCAUCGCCGUCUAACUUCUUCCAAACUGUCCCGGGACUCCGAGCUGCGCCUCUGCCGCUGGCCCUUGAGCUUCCUCAGGAUUUUGUUUCUCAGGGAUGGCCGCAUCUAUUCUGGAGGUAGGGAAUCUCAUUGAAGAAGCGCGCUAUGGCUCCAGUCCUCUGGCUAUGUUAACCGCUACCUGUAACAAGUUCGGCAGCACCAGCCCGGUGAGGGACUCCGCGACACCCGGUAAGAACGGCGGCGCCGCUCCACUCAAGAAGCCCUACAACAUGACCUCCGAUCUUCAGACGGCCAAGAACGCCCGCACGGCCGACGGCAGCGGCCUGGCCGACUCCUACAGCGGCUCGUUCACCACAGCCGGCGGCGGCGGCGGCGGCGGACUGCUCACCCCGACCGGAAGCCCCCCGGCUACGACCGGAGGCUACGCGACAGAGUACAACCCUUUCUCCCACUCGUUCCAAACGUCCGUCUCGCAGGACCCAUCCCUCUUAGUGUCCAAAACCCACGCAACGGCAGACUGCCUCACCAGCGUCUACACCUCGUUGGACAUGACACACCCUUACGGCUCUUGGUACAAAGCCGGUAUCCAUCCCGGCAUUACGGCUGCCCCGGCUAACGCCACGUCCUCCUGGUGGGACGUGCACCCCAACUCCAACUGGCUGUCGGCGAGCCAACCUCAGUCAGACGGAGGUCUCCAGGCCUCUCUCCAGCCUGUGGCACCGCAGGCUUCCCUUAGCCCCCAAUUGCCUAGUUACAGCACCGAUUUCACCACCUUGAACCCGGCGCCCUACCCUUCGGUGGGACUCAGCUCGUCCUCACACCUCCUCCAGCCAUCCCAGCACAUGCUGCCCCAGGACAUGUACAAGCCCAAGCCUGUGCAAAGCGCGGGGCUGAUGGAGAGUCCAAUGGCCCUGAAGCCGGUGAGGGGAUCAGGAGGCUACGGGACAGGUUCCGCCCCCACGAGGUCCUCGUGCGACUGCCCCAACUGCCAGGAGCUGGAGCGACUGGGGGCCUCGGCCGCCUCCCUCAGGAAAAAGCCGGUGCACAGCUGCCACAUCCCGGGAUGCGGGAAAGUGUACGGCAAGGCGUCGCACCUCAAGGCCCACCUGCGCUGGCACACCGGCGAGAGGCCCUUCGUGUGCAACUGGCUGUUCUGCGGCAAGCGCUUCACCCGCUCGGACGAACUGGAGCGCCACGUGCGCACCCACACGCGGGAGAAGAAGUUCACGUGCCUGCUGUGCAACAAGCGCUUCACGCGCAGCGACCACCUCUCCAAGCACCAGAAGACCCACGCCGAGUCGGCGCUGCAGGGGAAAACCAUGGCCGCCGAGGGGGACGUGGACCACCGAGGCGACGAGACCGCGGAGAUCAACGCCGGCAACGGCGAGCCCGUCGCCAAUGGAGACGAGAAGACCGGGGUGCCCGCCGGAGUGGAGAACAGCAGUGGACUGCUGGAGAUCUGAAUCGUUUUUAGUUCUUUCUUUCUUUUUAGACAUCAACGCAAUAAAUGACUGUGCAGUCGCGGGCCGUGCAUUUGGUAUUCGGAGACUUACGUGAGGUAAUCUGCCUCUUAAUGCUAUCAUAUUGCAAUUACAGAACCCAUCAAUAGUAGAGAAAAAUGCAAUAAAAUAGCUAAAACUGCACCAUCUGGAGCAAAUCAUAAGAAUAUUUACCUUAUAAUAUGACCCCCCCCAAAAAAAAAAAAAAAAACACAAUUUAAUGAAACACACCACAAUCACCAGCGAUGCUGAUUAUUCAAUAUAUUAAGGCAUGCGGUUCGCCAAAGUUGGCCGUGACAUCGUUUCCUCUGAUCAGCCAAUCAGGGAACGGUAAAAUGCUGACAAUAGGGAACCGCGAGGAGAAAACUGAAAUUCGAUUGGUCAAGAAACAGACUCAGUUGCACUACUGAUCCUGUACGCCCUGGAACACAUCGAGGCUGAACUCAGAUUGGACAGAUGUCUAUAUUUAUAAAAUCUAACAUUCACAAAGCAGUGCAGCAGAAAAUAAUUGAUCGCGGGGGAUAAAUGAAUAUAAUUUCACGUAUCAAGAACAUUUCGGUUGUAUAUGUAGGUCAGCGCUUCUGAUAGCGUUCCGGCCUUAACCGCUCACCCAUGGAACAAUUUUAUUUCCUCUUGCCUGGAGCGUAAACAAGAAUCAUGUAAAUACAAGCGAACGAUUAGACGAAGACAAUGACAAAAGAAGAAGAAGAAGAAGAAGAAGAAGAGUGAACGCGCGCACGUACGUCCGCGUUUGUGAAGCCAGCGGCGCAUGCAUUCAUUUUUUUUUUUUUUGCCUUUCAAAUGAGCGCAACCACUGGGGAAAUUGAAUCUGCGCAGGCCGAGGGAAAAGCAGCUCCCAAGCCACAAGAGCCAGAGUCAUUUCGGAGCGAUAUGUUUUGGUUAGGACGGCGGGUUUUUUCGACAGAACCUUCCGCGCAGAUCCGAUUCGCAGCUGCUGCGCUUUUGAUACGUCGGCCGUCGUUCGCCUUGAAACGAUCGACUCUCGCCGUCACCAAAGAUCGUCGUCGCGUCAAAAGGCUUUUGUGGCGCUUCCCAUCUUGGUGUAAUUUAAGUUCUUAUUUACAUAAAUAAUCUAAUUUAUGUCUUAAAUUAUAAACAUUGCCGGUUGUCUCGGAAUGUUGCGUCGGCGGGGAUUGCGAGAUGAAACCCAGCCGGCCAAAUCUAAAAUAAAAUGCCUUAAUUUAAGACUAUUUAUUAGCUAUAACAAGGAAGUUGAAGAUUUAUUUAAAGAUCUUGACAUCGACUAUUUCUGUGUAUGUAUUCUAUGUAUUGUGACGUCUUCCGCACAAAUGAUGAAUUAAGGGCUACAUGCUAUAUAUUUACAACGAUAUAUAGAUGUUUUCAGUUGUGUUUAUGAUAUUUUUCAUUUUGUUUUUCAUUGAAACUGUAACCUCCCUAAUGGGAAGCCUCGAGCGUCAGUCGAAAGAAAAUACGGAGUCGGCGCUGUCGGUAAUUUCAGUGUUUGCCUUUUUUCGGGAUGUGAAAUGAGAAAAUAUUGUACAUAAUAAAGGCCAUGUAUGGUGUACGUGUAUGAAAUCCUGGUGUGUGACAAUUAUGGUGCUUGGAAAAAAAAAAAAAAAAAAGUAAAGAUAUUUGGAAGCAUUUUUCUUUGCCGACUGCCUCCGAUUUGACUUCCUCUCGUGUUUCCAGCUCACCUGUUUUCAUUGUCACUUGUAGU
Syngnathoides biaculeatus (alligator pipefish) is the source of this 3257-nucleotide messenger RNA. RefSeq names its product Sp7 transcription factor (gene sp7). NCBI's taxonomy places the organism in Eukaryota, Metazoa, Chordata, Actinopteri, Syngnathiformes, Syngnathidae. Gene Ontology annotation, biological process: regulation of transcription by RNA polymerase II. Bases 155 to 1522 code for a protein of 455 amino acids. The transcript has 2 exons. The record is from RefSeq and is a predicted model, not a curated record. Gene Ontology annotation, molecular function: DNA-binding transcription factor activity, RNA polymerase II-specific; RNA polymerase II cis-regulatory region sequence-specific DNA binding.